This is a messenger RNA of Sclerotinia borealis F-4128, 645 nucleotides long. Lineage: Eukaryota; Fungi; Ascomycota; Leotiomycetes; Helotiales; Sclerotiniaceae. The record is from the annotation of a GenBank genome assembly.
AUGGGAAAUACUCCCAGUACUCAUAAAAUAUCUGCUCAGGAUAAGGCUAUCUUGGAUAUGAAGAACCAGCGGGACAAGCUCCAUCAGUAUCAACGACGUAUAACUGUACUCACCGACAGCGAAACCGCUAUUGCCAAGAAGAUGUUAGCGAAAGGGGAUAAAAAGCGAGCCCUCUUAGCUCUGCGACGAAAGAAAUAUCAAGAAUCUUUGCUGGCAAAGACGGAUGCGCAACUCGAGCAAUUGGAGAAACUGACUAGUAGUGUGGAGUUUGCGCUGGUACAAAAGGAUGUCGUAUUUGGAUUGCAGCAAGGCACGAAUGUGUUAAAACAAAUACAUAUGGAAAUGGGAGGACUCGACCAUGUGGAGAAGUUGAUGGGGGAGACGGCGGAUGCCAUCGCUUAUCAACAGGCAGUGAGUGAUAUGUUGGGUGGGAUGAUGUCAAAUCAGGAUGAAGAUGAAGUAGAGGAUGAACUUCUUGCUCUGGAAGCAGAAGUUACAGGUGUCCCACUACCUGAAGUUCCUACAGCGGGACUGCCAUUGAAAGAAACAUUACCCGAUGUACCGACGUCAGAACUUUCAAGUCGAGGUAGGGCAAACGCAAGACAGCGCGAGCGCGACGAACAAAAGGUUGCAAUGUUAGCAUAG